This is a messenger RNA of Brassica oleracea var. oleracea, 2351 nucleotides long. RefSeq names its product probable serine/threonine-protein kinase At1g54610. Gene Ontology annotation, cellular component: nucleus; cyclin-dependent protein kinase holoenzyme complex. The transcript has 9 exons. The record is from RefSeq and is a predicted model, not a curated record. Gene Ontology annotation, molecular function: cyclin-dependent protein serine/threonine kinase activity; ATP binding; RNA polymerase II CTD heptapeptide repeat kinase activity. Lineage: Eukaryota; Viridiplantae; Streptophyta; Magnoliopsida; Brassicales; Brassicaceae. The coding region runs from base 238 to 2265 and encodes 675 amino acids. Gene Ontology annotation, biological process: positive regulation of transcription elongation by RNA polymerase II; protein phosphorylation.
GGCAACACAUUUAAAAGUGAAAACGGCAGAGAAACAGAAAAAACAUUCUCUUUCUCUCUCUCUCUCUGUAUAUAAACAACAUUAAUUUCACCACCUUCUCGAUCUUCAUUCCUAUACCAGAUCCAGCAUCGUGACGGUUCGUGUGUUAAACCGGCUCCGGUUAAAAAGACGCAGAGGAGAGAGAGAGAUAGUCCCGUUAUACACAUGUGGUGACGCGGAGGAGCGAACGUUCUUGUGAUGGGUUGUGUCAACUCCAAGCAGACCGUCUCUGUAACGCCAGCGAUCAAUCACUCCGGAGUGUUCAAGGACAAUAAUUCAGUCCAAGAACCUUCUCCGGCGGUGGAGAAGAAGCUCGUCUCGUGGAGGAGCAAGAGUAGCAAGAAGAGCGGGAGCGAGUCCGGUCGAGCGAGUUCGAAUUCCAGGAGUGAGUCGUUGAGCUUCCGACUCGGUAACCUAAGCAAGUACUUGGAAGCUGAGCAGGUCGCAGCCGGCUGGCCUGCCUGGCUGAGCAACGUCGCCGGCGAAGCUAUCCAUGGCUGGGUCCCGUUUCGUUCCGACGCUUUCGAAAAGCUCGAAAAGAUCGGACAAGGGACAUACAGUAGCGUGUUCCGUGCAAGAGAGACCGAAACAGGGAAGAUAGUGGCUUUGAAGAAAGUUAGGUUCGACAAUUUUGAGCCAGAGAGUGUUAGGUUCAUGGCUAGAGAGAUUUUGAUACUUAGGAGACUUGAUCAUCCCAACAUUAUCAAACUCCAAGGUCUGGUUACUUCAAAACUCUCUUGCAACAUCCAUCUCGUCUUCGAGUACAUGGAGCAUGACCUCACUGGUCUUCUCUCUAGGCCUGACAUCAACUUCACUACUCCACAGAUUAAGUGUUAUAUGAAACAAUUACUGUCUGGACUUGAUCACUGUCACGCACGAGGUGUGAUGCACCGUGACAUAAAGGGUUCGAAUCUUUUGGUUAAUAACGAAGGAGUAUUAAAGGUGGCUGACUUAGGACUAGCAAACUUUUGCAAUGCUUCUCGGAAUAAGCAGCCUCUAACAAGCCGUGUUGUGACUCUAUGGUACCGUCCUCCUGAACUUUUGCUUGGGGCAACGGAGUACGGAGCAUCUGUUGAUUUGUGGAGCGUUGGUUGUGUUUUCGCAGAACUUCUUCUCAAGAAACCUGUUCUGCAAGGAAGAACUGAGGUCGAACAGUUGCACAAGAUAUUCAAACUAUGUGGAUCUCCACCUGAAGAUUACUGGAGAAAGACCAAACUUCCUCACGCGAUGCUUUUCAAACCACAGCAACAUUAUGAUGGUUGUCUACGAGAAACCUUCAAAGAUUUAUCCGACGCUGACGUCAGUCUUAUAGAAACUCUUCUUUCUAUAGAGCCCAACAAACGUGGGAUUGCGUCUACUGCCCUUGUUUCCCAGUAUUUCACUACAAAGCCUUAUGCUUGUGAUCCCUCAACCUUGCCUGUAUACUCACCUAGCAAAGAGAUUGAUGCGAAGCAUCGAGAAGAAACAACAAGGAAAAAAAUAUGCGGGAAUGGGAGACGUGGUACAGAAUCAAGGAAGCCAACACGAAAGCCACCUGCAUUUGCUAAAUUAGCACCAGCUGAGGACGCAAGACGCCCUUCCCAAACUUUUCCAAAACGUAAUGGUCAUUCAGUUCAUAACUCAAUCGAUAGCGACGCCAGUUUAUAUUGGAAACUGCAAAAAAAGCCAUCAGAACAUGAAAAAGAAGAAGCUUCUCAUGUGAAGAAUGGGGAUGUACCAUUCUCAGGGCCUUUGCAAGUCUCUGUAUCAAGUGGUUUUGCAUGGGCAAAGCGACGAAAAGAUGAGAUAUGUGUUAGAUCACAUAAUAGAUCUCUCUCAAGGGGUCACAUUCCUAACCUGUUGGGACCUUCUCCUGCUUUCAGUGAGAUCUCUGACGCUGAGUCUAAGAUGAAAGAGAAUGAAAAGGAAGAAAAACAACUUGAGGCAUAUGAGAUGUUGAAGCUUUCAAUGCUGAAGAAGUGGAGAAAACUUGAACGUCCAGAUUCUUUUGAUGCUUCGGAUGAGUAUCAUUCCCAGGAUCUAUCGUUGGCUCUCUAUCAGAGAGAAGAAAAGGCAGCAAAACUGGGACAUUUGGGUUACAAAGACAAUGAUGAGAAAAUCGAAUUCUCAGGCCCCUUGUUGUCUCAGUCUUAUGGAGUUGAUGAGCUUCUUGAACGCCAUGAACGCCAGAUUCGCCAGUUGGUUCGGAAAUCUUGGUCUCAGAAAGGUAAGAAACAUGGGAAAUGAUUCGUAUAAAAGUAUGUGUCAUGAAACGCGUCCCAUAUGGAUCUAGAAGAGUUCUCCAAGAACUCAAAAGAGUUGAUGGUCUGAGA